This is a messenger RNA of Sorex fumeus (smoky shrew), 5354 nucleotides long. RefSeq names its product unc-13 homolog A (gene UNC13A). Gene Ontology annotation, cellular component: presynaptic active zone cytoplasmic component; neuromuscular junction; plasma membrane. Gene Ontology annotation, biological process: neuromuscular junction development; synaptic transmission, glutamatergic; dense core granule priming. The transcript is spliced from 44 exons. The record is from RefSeq and is a predicted model, not a curated record. Bases 122 to 5350 code for a protein of 1742 amino acids. Gene Ontology annotation, molecular function: calmodulin binding; diacylglycerol binding; phospholipid binding. Lineage: Eukaryota; Metazoa; Chordata; Mammalia; Eulipotyphla; Soricidae.
CGCCCGCCGCCGCCGCGUCGCCGCGCCCGGAGCUGUCCGCGCCCCCCGGUGCUGAAGCAUGUCCAGGGGCCGGGCCGCGGCGUGAGCGCGGGCAGCGGGCAGCCAGGCCAGGCCCGCAGACAUGUCGCUGCUGUGCGUGGGAGUCAAAAAAGCCAAGUUUGAUGGUGCCCAAGAAAAAUUCAACACGUACGUGACGCUAAAGGUGCAGAAUGUGAAGAGCACAAGCGUGGCCGUCCGCGGCAGCCAGCCCAGCUGGGAGCAGGACUUCAUGUUCGAGAUUAACCGGCUGGACUUGGGACUGAUGGUGGAGGUGUGGAACAAAGGCCUCAUCUGGGACACGAUGGUGGGCAUUGUGUGGAUCCCGCUGCGGACCAUCCGCCAGUCCAAUGAGGAGGGCCCAGGGGAGUGGCUGACCCUGGACUCACAGGUCAUCAUGGCUGACAGUGAGAUCUGUGGCACCAAGGGCCCCACCUUCCACCGCAUCCUCCUGGACACACGCUUUGAGCUGCCACUGGACAUUCCUGAGGAGGAGGCACGCUACUGGGCCAAGAAGCUGGAGCAGCUGAACGCCAUGCGGGACCAGGACGAGUAUUCGUUCCAUGACGAGCCGGACAAGCCCCUCCCCGUCCCCAGCAACCAGUGCUGCAACUGGAAUUAUUUUGGCUGGGGUGAACAGCAGAAUGACGACCCAGACAGUGCUGUGGAUGACCGUGACAGUGACUACCGCAGUGAGACCAGCAACAGCAUCCCUCCACCCUACUACACCACAUCACAGCCCAACGCCUCCGUGCACCAGUACUCAGUGCGGCCGCCACCCCUGGGCUCCCGGGAGUCCUACAGUGACUCCAUGCACAGCUACGAGGACUUCUCUGAGCCAAGGGCCCUCAGCCCCACAGGCAGCAGCCGCUACGCCUCUUCAGGGGAGCUGAGCCAGGGCAGCUCCCAGCUGAGUGAGGACUUCGACCCCGACGAGCAGAGCCUGCAGGGCUCCGAGCUGGACGACGAGAGGGACCGGGACUCCUACCACUCCUGCCACAGCUCCGUGAGCUGCCACAAGGACUCACCCCACUGGGACCAAGACGAGGAGCUGGAUGAGGAGCUGGAUGACUACCUGGAGGAGGAGCUGGAGGAGUUGGAGGAGGAGCUGGAGGAGGAGCUGGAGGAGGAGGAGGAACUGGAGGAGGAGGAAGAACUGGAAGAGGAGGAGGAGGAGGAGUUGGAAGAGGAGCUGGAGGAGGAGGAGGAGGUGCCAGAUGACAUCAGGGCCUAUGCCCAGGAGGUGACCGUGGAUGAGCCCAAGGACUUCAAGCGCAUCAGCCUUCCGCCAGCUUCCCCAGAGAAAGACAAAGCCCCGGCUGUGCCCCCUGAAACCCCCGAUGUGGCCCAGGUGGUUCCUGGGCCCCCUGUACCAGAAGAAGUGCCAGCAGCUGAGCGACCGGCCGACAGUGAGCCCCCCAAGGAUGAGGAGAGUUUCAGGCCGAGAGAGGAUGAGGAAGGCCAUGAGGGUCAGGACUCCAUGUCCAGGGCCAAGGCCAACUGGCUGCGAGCCUUCAACAAGGUGCGGAUGCAGCUCCAGGAGGCCCGCGGGGAAGGAGACAUAUCCAAGUCCCUUUGGUUCAAAGGCGGGCCGGGUGGCGGACUUAUCAUCAUCGACAGCAUGCCUGACAUCCGCAAGCGGAAACCCAUCCCCCUCGUCAGCGACCUGGCCAUGUCUCUGGUGCAGUCCAGGAAAGCCGGCAUCACCUCUGCCUUGGCCUCCAGCACUUUGAACAACGAGGAACUGAAAAACCACGUUUACAAGAAGACCCUGCAAGCCUUAAUCUACCCCAUCUCGUGCACGACCCCCCACAACUUCGAGGUGUGGACGGCCACCACGCCCACCUACUGCUACGAGUGCGAGGGGUUGCUGUGGGGCAUCGCGCGCCAGGGCAUGCGCUGCACUGAGUGUGGUGUGAAGUGCCACGAGAAGUGCCAGGACCUUCUCAACGCCGACUGCCUGCAGCGGGCGGCGGAGAAGAGCUCCAAGCAUGGCGCUGAGGACCGCACGCAGAACAUCAUCAUGGUGCUCAAGGACCGCAUGAAGAUCCGGGAGCGCAACAAACCCGAGAUCUUCGAGCUCAUCCAGGAGAUCUUUGCCGUGACCAAGUCAGCACACACACAGCAGAUGAAGGCCGUCAAGCAGAGCGUGCUGGACGGCACGUCCAAGUGGUCAGCUAAGAUCAGCAUCACAGUGGUCUGUGCCCAGGGCUUGCAGGCGAAGGACAAGACGGGAUCCAGUGACCCAUACGUCACCGUCCAGGUUGGGAAGACCAAGAAACGAACAAAGACCAUCUAUGGGAACCUGAACCCCGUGUGGGAAGAGAACUUCCACUUCGAGUGCCACAACUCCUCCGACCGCAUCAAGGUGCGUGUCUGGGAUGAGGAUGAUGACAUCAAGUCCCGGGUGAAGCAGCGCUUCAAGAGGGAGUCUGAUGACUUCCUAGGGCAGACCAUCAUCGAGGUGCGGACGCUGAGCGGCGAGAUGGACGUGUGGUACAACCUGGACAAGCGCACAGACAAGUCAGCCGUGUCAGGCGCCAUCCGGCUGCACAUCAGUGUGGAGAUCAAAGGCGAGGAGAAGGUGGCUCCCUACCAUGUGCAGUACACCUGCCUGCACGAGAACCUGUUCCACUUCGUGACGGAUGUGCAGAACAAUGGGGUGGUGAAGAUCCCAGACGCCAAGGGGGAUGACGCAUGGAAGGUUUAUUACGACGAGACGGCGCAGGAGGUGGUGGACGAGUUCGCCAUGCGCUACGGUGUUGAGUCCAUCUACCAGGCCAUGACGCACUUCGCCUGCCUGUCCUCCAAGUACAUGUGCCCGGGGGUGCCGGCCGUCAUGAGCACGCUGCUGGCCAACAUCAAUGCCUACUAUGCGCACACGGCUGCCUCCACCAACGUGUCCGCCUCCGACCGCUUCGCUGCCUCCAACUUUGGGAAAGAGCGCUUCGUGAAACUCCUGGACCAGCUCCACAACUCCCUGCGCAUCGACCUGUCCAUGUACCGGAACAACUUCCCUGCUAGCAGCCCGGAGCGGCUGCAGGACCUGAAGUCCACCGUGGACCUGCUCACCAGCAUCACCUUCUUCCGCAUGAAGGUUCAGGAGCUGCAGAGCCCGCCGCGUGCCAGCCAGGUGGUGAAGGACUGCGUGAAGGCGUGCCUGAACUCCACCUACGAGUACAUCUUCAACAACUGCCAUGAGCUCUACAGCCGCGAGUACCAGGCUGACCCGGCGAAGAAGGGGGAGGUUCCCCCGGAGGAGCAGGGCCCCAGCAUCAAGAACCUGGACUUCUGGUCCAAGCUCAUCACCCUCAUCGUGUCCAUCAUUGAGGAGGACAAGAACUCGUACACGCCGUGCCUCAACCAGUUUCCACAGGAACUGAACGUGGGCAAAAUCAGCGCCGAGGUUAUGUGGAGCCUGUUUGCCCAGGACAUGAAGUACGCCAUGGAGGAGCACGACAAGCACCGACUGUGCAAGAGUGCCGACUACAUGAACCUGCACUUCAAGGUCAAGUGGCUGUACAACGAGUAUGUGGCUGAGCUGCCCGCCUUCAAGGACCGUGUGCCCGAGUACCCCGCGUGGUUCGAGCCCUUCGUCAUCCAGUGGCUGGACGAGAACGAGGAGGUGUCUCGUGACUUCCUGCAUGGGGCACUGGAGCGGGACAAGAAGGACGGGUUCCAGCAGACCUCGGAGCACGCACUGUUCUCCUGCUCCGUGGUGGACGUCUUCUCCCAGCUCAACCAGAGCUUCGAGAUCAUCAAGAAGCUCGAGUGUCCGGACCCGCAGAUCGUGGGCCACUACAUGAGGCGCUUUGCCAAGACCAUCAGCAACGUCCUCCUGCAGUACGCGAGCAUCGUGUCCAAGGACUACGCCUCCUACUGCUCCAAGGAUAAGGAGAAAGUGCCCUGCAUCCUCAUGAACAACACGCAGCAGCUCCGGGUGCAGCUGGAGAAGAUGUUUGAAGCCAUGGGCGGGAAGGAGCUGGACGCGGAGGCCAGCGACACCCUGAAGGGGCUGCAGGUGAAGCUGAACAACGUCCUGGACGAGCUCAGCCGCGUGUUCGCCACCAGCUUCCAGCCGCACAUAGAGGAGUGUGUAAAGCAGAUGGGCGACAUCCUGAGCCAGGUGAAGGGCACCGGGAACGUGCCCGCCAGCGCCUGCAGCAGUGUGGCCCAGGACGCAGACAACGUGCUCCAGCCCAUCAUGGACCUGCUGGACAGCAACCUGACUCUCUUCGCCAAAAUCUGUGAGAAGACGGUGCUGAAGCGGGUGCUGAAGGAGCUCUGGAAGCUGGUGAUGAACACCAUGGAGAAGACGGUGGUGCUGCCGCCGCUCAGCGACCAGACGGGCACCCUCUUGAGAAAACAUGGCAAGGGAUUAGAAAAGGGCCGGGGGAGACCGCAGACCCACUCGGAUGGAACCCAGAUGAUCUUCAAUGCAGCCAAGGAACUGGGGCAGCUGUCGAAGCUCAAGGACCACAUGGUGCGAGAGGAAGCCAAGAGCUUAACCCCAAAGCAGUGUGCCGUGGUGGAGCUGGCCCUGGACACCAUCAAGCAAUACUUCCACGCUGGCGGCGUAGGCCUCAAGAAGACCUUCCUGGAGAAAAGCCCCGACCUGCAGUCUCUGCGCUAUGCCCUGUCGCUCUACACCCAAGCCACCGACCUACUCAUCAAGACUUUCGUGCAGACACAGUCGGCCCAGGUCCACGGUGGCCAGGGGACUAGGUUCACUCUUAGUGAAGACAUUUAUCCUGAGAAGGGCUCGGGUGUGGAAGACACCGUGGGGGAGGUCUCCGUCCACGUGGAGCUCUUCACGCACCCAGGAACCGGGGAGCACAAGGUCACGGUAAAAGUGGUGGCUGCCAAUGACCUCAAGUGGCAGACUUCUGGCAUUUUCCGGCCGUUCAUCGAGGUCAAUAUCAUUGGGCCCCAGCUCAGUGACAAGAAACGCAAGUUUGCAACAAAAUCCAAGAACAACAGCUGGGCUCCCAAGUACAACGAGAGCUUUCAGUUCACGCUGAGCACCGACGUGGGUCCCGAGUGCUACGAGCUGCAGGUGUGCGUCAAGGACUACUGCUUCGCACGUGAGGACCGCACGGUGGGGCUGGCCGUGCUGCAGCUGCGCGAGCUGGUCCAGCGUGGCAGUGCUGCCUGUUGGCUGCCUCUCGGCCGCCGCAUCCACAUGGACGACACGGGCCUCACGGUAUUGCGCAUCCUGUCGCAGCGCAGUAACGACGAGGUGGCCAAGGAGUUCGUCAAGCUCAAGUCUGACACACGCUCGGCCGAGGAGGGCGGUGCGGCGCCUGCACAGUAGGGCG